AAAGAUUCGUAAAUGUUUCGAAGCCUCAUGAAGCAGUGCUUCGAAAACGACCAUUCACUAGCGUGAACGCAAUCUAGAAACGAAAGUGAAAGAAUCAAAAGAGAAGCCCUCCCACGACUUUAAACCUAAACACAAAGUAUUUAAAUUUACGGUGUGUUGUGUGGUAAGUUUAGAAGGAACGUUAAGUGAAGCUAUUUACACUGGAAUUUAAACCGGAUCCGUUCGACGUACAGUUUAAGUAAUUUAAGGGCUUGACUCCGUAAAGAGAGAUCAAAUCCACCCCUCUACAAUGAGUCACUAUGAGGAGAAAGAAGAGGAUGAUGAUGAUGAUGAUCAUAGCCAGAUACCCAAAGAACCCAGCUGUGUGUCUAUAAGGAGGAAUCAGUCCAUAAUAGAUCGUCCCUCUGUAUUCAGUGAUGGGGCGGUGACCUCUCACCCCAGCAUUGGGUUGAAGGGACCCAGAGCAUCAACUCCAGAACCCAGCUGUGUGUCAAUGAAGAGUCGUCAGUCCAUGCUGGAACCCAUAGAAUUAAAAAAAGGAGCACCUCUGAUGACCUCUAAAACACUGAUCUCUGACUCUAGGUUGAAGAGACCUAGAACAGCAUCUCCAGAAGCCAGCUGGAUGUCAGUGAACAGUGAUCACUCAAUGUGGCAAUCACCUGACCUUCGCAGUGAGGAGAUGCAGUCCAGUCUGAAAUACACUGAUUCCUUCUGUCAGACUCAAAUCAGACAUCACAAGACUGAAUCAGACCUACAGACACAAACACUGCUGGAGGAGACUGAAGAUCUUCAUCGGGAUUCUGAUCAACCAGUAGAUGAUGUUCUGCAGAGAGUCAAAGACAAACAGAAAACCAUCAUGAAGAACAAGUAUGAGAGUUUAUUUGAGGGAAUCAAACAACGAGAGAAUCAAACUCUCCUGAAGAGGAUUUACACACAACUGUAUGUCAUAGAGGGAGAGAGUGAAGGAGUGAAUGAAGAACAUGAGGUUUUACACAUGGAGAAAAACACCAGAACACAACACUUUCAAGACACAACAAUCUACUGCAAUGACAUCUUUAAACCCUUACCUGAACCAGAAUAUAAAACAGAGAAAAGAAGAAAAAGAGACAGAAUCAAGAGCGUGCUUACUAAAGGCAUCGCUGGAAUUGGAAAAACCGUCUCUGUGCAGAAGUUAAUUCUGGAUUGGGCCGAAGGAACAGCCAAUCAGGAUGUAGAUUUCAUGUUUGUGUUUCCAUUUCGAGAGCUGAACUUGAUUCAAGAUGAUCAGUACAGUCUUCACAAACUUCUGCUUGACUUUUAUCCUGAACUUCAAGAUCUGGACUCAAAGAUUUAUGAUGAAUGUAAAGUUGUGUUCAUCUUUGAUGGUCUGGAUGAAAACAGAAUGACACUGAUGUUUUCAGACGCUGAGAAAGUUUCUGACGUGUCUGAGACUUCAUCAGUGCCUGUGUUGAUAUCAAACCUCAUUAAAGGAGAUCUGCUUCCCUCUGCUCUCAUCUGGAUCACCUCCAGACCAGCAGCAGCCAAUCAGAUCCCAUCUCAAUACAUCAACCGUCUCACAGAAAUCCAGGGAUUCAAUGACGCUCAAAAGGAGGAAUAUUUCAGAAAGAGAAUCAGUGAUGAACAUCAAGCCAGCAGAAUCAUCUCACACGUCAGAAGAUCAAGAAGUCUCCACAUCAUGUGUCACAUACCAGUCUUCUGUUGGAUCUCAUCCACUGUGCUUCAAAACAUCCUGAAACAAGACAAUGAGAGAGCAGAAAUCCCUAAAACUCUGACUGAAAUGUACAUCCACUUCCUGCUGAUUCAGAUGAAUAUGAAGAAUGAGAAGUAUGAUGAGAGAGAUCCAGAGAAACUCCUGCAGUCCAACAGAGAAGUGAUUGUCAAACUGUCUGAACUGGCUUUCAAACAGCUGAUGAAGGGUAAUGUGAUGUUUUAUGAGGAGGAGCUGAGAGAGUCUGGCAUAGACAUCACUGACGCCUCAGUGCAUUCUGGGAUUUGUACGGAGAUCUUUAAGGAGGAAUCUGUGAUGCAUCAGAAGAAAAUCUACUGCUUCAUACAUCUCAGCUUUCAUGAGUUCAUGGCUGCAUUUUUUGUGUUUUACCAUUACAAUAGCCUAAAAUCAGACAAGUUUUUUGAUAUAAUUUACACUUUACUGAAAAGUGCAGUAGCUAAAGCUCUUGAAAGUGAAACUGGACAUCUGGAUCUUUUUCUGCGAUUCCUGCUGGGCAUCUCACUGGAGUCCAAUCAGAGACUCUUACAGGAUCUACUGACACACACAGUGGACACCUCAGAAACCAUCAAGAAGAUCAUAACACACAUUAAAACCAAAAUCAAAAGCAUAAAAAAUACAAAAGGACUCUCAGCUGAAAGAUCCAUCAAUCUGUAUCUGUGUCUUCUUGAAGUGAAUGAUCAGACUCUGUACAGAGAGAUUGAGGAGUUUGUGAGAUCAGACAAACACUCAGAGAAGAAACUCUCUGCUGCUCACUGUUCAGCAAUAGCCUACAUGCUUCAGAUGUCAGAGGAGUUGCUGGAUGAGCUGAAUCUGAAGAAAUACAACACAACAGAGGAUGGGAGAAGAAGACUCAUACCAGCUAUCAGCAACUGCACACGAGCUAUACUUGCUGAUAGUAAACUUACUCAUCAGUGCUAUGAAGCUGUGGCUUCAGCUCUACAGUCCUCAAACUCACCUGUGAGAGAUCUGGACCUGAGUAACAAUGACUUGCAGGAUUCAGGAGUGAAGCUCAUCUCUGAUGCGCUCAAGAGUCACAACUGUAAAUUACAAAUACUAAGGUUAUCAGGUUGUAUGGUGACAGAUGAAGGUUGUUGUUAUUUGGCUUCAGCUCUGAGUUCAAACCCAUCAUCACACCUGAGAGAGCUGGAUCUGAGCUACAAUCACCCACAACACUCAGGACGGCAGAUGCUUUCUCAGAAACUCGAUGAUCCCAAGUGUACACUGGAGAAACUCAAUGUGGACCAUGGUGGAAAGACCAGGAUUAUUCCAGGACUAAGAAAAUAUGCCUGUGAUCUCACACUGGAUCCAAACACAGCAAACACUCUUCUCAGUCUGUCUGAGGACAACAAAAAGGUCAUGCGUGUAGAAGAGCAACAGCCCUAUCCGGAUCAUCCAGACAGAUUUGAGUCUUUUGAGCAGGUACUGUGUAAAGAGAGUCUGACUGGACGCUGUUACUGGGAGGCUGAAUGGAGCGGACAGGGAGCUGGAAUUUCAGUGGUUUAUAAAGGAAUCUGCAGGAAAGGUCGGAGUGAAGACUGCUGGUUUGGCUACAACGAAAAGUCCUGGAAUCUCUACUGUUCUAGCAGAAGUUACUCCGCUUGUCACAAUCUAAAGCAGACAGAUAUACCUUCAACAUCACAACCAUCUAAUAAAGUAGGAGUUUAUCUGGACUGGCCAGCGGGCACUCUGUCCUUCUACAGCGUCUCUGAUACACAAACACUCACACACUUACACACAUUCAACACAACAUUCACACAACCUCUAUAUGCUGGAUUUGGAGUUAAUUUUAACUCCUCAUUGUCUCUGUGUAAAAAUACUUUAACCUAAUUAUCAUAUUCAUAAAUUAUUUAUUUCCAUAUUAUUCAUUAAAUGCAUUAAAUGUUAUACAUCACAUAUGAAAGUAAACACAUCUAUGUGCUUACACUUUCUACACACUCAACAUGUUGGCAUGCUGGCUCCACAUCGGCAACUAAGAAAAAUGCUGUGAUUUUUUUGCAAUGAUUUUGUGAGCUUUCCAUGUUCUUGAAUUUUUUUUUUUAAAGACAUGUGUCCUGCACCAGACAUCAACGAUUGGGUGCUUUUCAAAAAAUCAGGAAAAUUUAGAAUGAGGUUUGGAAGUUUUUACACAAAUUUAAGACAAAGACUAAAGCCAACUGUGUCUCAUCAAAAGUAAUCGAAAGUGUAUUUUUAAGCUUAACUGUGAUAAAAAAAAAUUUGAUGGCCUUUUAAAAACCCCUGCCCUGUAUGUUAAGGUUAUAAUCUUUUUUUAACAAACUCAAAUGCUCUUGCAGUUUUUAUGACUAAUCUAGACAGAACACACUGCAGGAGAAACUCUGAAUGAAAGAAAACACAUCUUUAUUCUGUUUCUUUUACUGUGAUGUACAUAUUUGUGAGGGCUGAUGAUGAUCAAGGUUCAUUCUAAAGCUGUUUUAAACCGGUUUCACAGGAUUUAUUGUAUGCCACAGAACAAAGCACUGCUGCCAAGGUAUUUUGCAUGAUAAUGUCACCUGAUCUAGCUAACAGAGAAAAGUUUUAAGAAAGUUCCCAACGAUCCCAAAAACGUUAUGUUUAAAACGUUUUAAAAAUGUUUCUUUUGGUCUGAAUGUUAGAAAAAUGUUACAUUCUACAAUUUCCAAACCUUAUGACAAUUUCAUGUUUUAAUGUUCACACAAUGUAUAAAACAACGUUUUUUUUAUAUUCACUUUUUUGCUUGUUAUAUGUAAAUGAUUAAAAACAUUGCAUUUUAUUCUUUUAAAGCUGUUAAAAAAAAUUCUGAAUGUUUGGUAAAAAUAUUGCUGUAGAAGACACAAUUCACUUAUAAGGGUUUAGAUGUUGAUGUUUUGUUUCAUUUGAAGUCACCAUUAUGGCGAUCAGUAUUUGUUUUAUGACUCUUGACCCUUGACUUACAGCUUACUAGUUUUUCCAUGGCUGCUGUAACUUUGUGUGUUAAAAUAUACUGACAGCAAUAGAGAAAUACUGAUUAUAGCUAUGAGCUCCACAUAAACAACAUA
This is a messenger RNA of Paramisgurnus dabryanus, 4740 nucleotides long. RefSeq names its product NLR family CARD domain-containing protein 3-like. Gene Ontology annotation, molecular function: protein binding. NCBI's taxonomy places the organism in Eukaryota, Metazoa, Chordata, Actinopteri, Cypriniformes, Cobitidae. The record is from RefSeq and is a predicted model, not a curated record.